AUGGCCGACAACCCACCACGGGCGGUGGUGCUGGACGACUUUGACGCCGAGGCUGACGACGAGGUCUCGGUCACGGCUGGUGCGACGGUUGUGGUGCUGGAGACGUACGACGACGGCUGGGCCAAGGUCCGCGUCGUCUCCAAGGGCAUCGAGGGCAUGAUGCCCAUCAUCUAUCUCGAAUACACAAACAAGGCACUGGCGCCCAUGCCCACCCGCACGGCACCGGCCCCAUCGCCGGCGCCGUCACCGUCGUCGUCGCCGACCUCUUCGUUUGCCAAGCUUCCGGCCUACGGCACAUCGACGGCCGGCUCGGCCAGCACGCCGGCGUGGAUCCCGCCACGCGGCGUCUCCGCGAACCGCAGCUCAGGGCGGUCGAGCGCGAGCUCUGCAAGUGGGUCGGGAAGCAGCAGCUCACGGUUUACCAUGUCGGGCUGGCUCGACAUCGAGGCCUCGCCGGGAAAGUGGAAGCGCAAGUGGUACGUGGUCGAGGGCAACAAGCUCACGGCUUGCCGCAACCCGAGCUCGCUCAAGAAGCGUGCUACUGUGGUCGAGUUUGGCGUCGGCUCUGCGGUCCGCCUCCUCCACCACAAGCAAGACACUACCGCUCCGCCUGUUCUAGAGAUCACCACCCGCGGCGCGACCAAGCUCUACCUCCGAACCGCAAACUCGGACGAAGCCGAGCUGUGGCUCUCUGGCAUCGAGACCGCCAUCUACGGCGUCGGCAGGCUCAACUGACCGCGCCCUCCCCGCCGUGCCUGCUAGCCCCGC
Thecamonas trahens ATCC 50062 is the source of this 768-nucleotide messenger RNA. RefSeq lists its product as uncharacterized. Bases 1 to 735 code for a protein of 244 amino acids. NCBI's taxonomy places the organism in Eukaryota, Apusomonadida, Apusomonadidae. Gene Ontology annotation, molecular function: protein binding. The transcript has a single exon. The record is from RefSeq and is a predicted model, not a curated record.